GUAGUAAAGAUCUAAUAGUGGCACCCAUAAGCAGCUGGCGUGUUGCCUUCUGUAAUUUUAGCGCACACUGAUGCGGAGGAAAGAUUUAAUGGGCGCUGGUGGACAUGCCCUCUCGCGAGGGCGUAAAGGGGACACAACGGGGAGGGUGGGGGGGUAUUGGAUGAGACGCAGAGACGAAGAAGGCAGUGAGGAGGGUUGAGUGAGUGAGGGUUGCUUUUGCUUCACAAAUAAAGUCAAGAAGGCGACUAUGAGCAGCAGCAUGGCUCCUCCAGCACAUGGACUUCUCUACCUGGUGCUGGGCUUUUAUUAUGGUCUGGCUCAGUCAUCCUUCCUGGACAGCUUUGUUUCAUUCCCAGCAGCGCUCACUCCCGGGGAGCAGCAAAGGAGCUCCAACCCAUGCUGUUUACUGAGUCCGCCUCCACCCCCGCUCUUCCCUCCACCUCCUUCACUUUGGCGCCGCUCCACUGAUGACACGGAAUCAAAGUCCGGCUCUGAAGACAAAGGUUCCUCCUGUGCCAGUGGACCCCCUGGACCCGCUGGGCCCCCCGGACCUCAGGGUCCACCAGGAUUGCCAGGUAUUGGAGGAGCCAAGGGAGAAAAGGGAGAAAUCGGAAGACCUGGACAAAAGGGCCGAAUGGGGCCGCCUGGACUUCCCGGGAAGCAGGGACCCGUGGGCAGACCAGGACCAAGUGGGCCCAAAGGGGAGAAAGGUGACCCCGGCCUAAUGGGUUUGCCUGGAGGCAGAGGACCAAUUGGACCAAGGGGUCUAGCUGGCUAUAAAGGAGAAAAGGGUUCAAGAGGAGAGCACGGUGAGAAUGGCCUUAAAGGUGACAAAGGGGCAAUGGGUUUCCCUGGAAUGCUUGGACAGAAGGGUGAACUGGGUCCAAAAGGAGAGCCUGGUGUUUCAGGAAACAGAGGACCCACAGGUCGACCAGGGAAGAGAGGCAAACAGGGAUCAAAAGGAGACCUUGGCAGUGUUGGCCCAAGAGGACCUUCAGGUCCACAGGGAACUCCUGGACUUCCCGGUCCUCCUGGUUCUCCUGCCACAGGACUUUACAUGGUUGGAACUAAAGGAGCCCGAGGACCACCCGGACCACCUGGGAAGUGUAGCUGUAGCUCACUCAGUGGUUCUCUUUUGGAAGAUCAUCACUCCAGAGGAAGCUCUGUCAAGAUAUUUGUGGUGAGCAACGAGGAGGAGCUGGAGCGUCUUCAGACCGAUAACGCGUUUGCAUUCCGCAAAGACCAGAGAGCUCUUUAUUUCAAAGACAGCCAUGGCUGGUUUCCCGUUCAGACUUUCCCAUUCCAGAUGACGGCGUUCCAGUCCAUGGAGAACCCGCCGGAUGAGGACGGUUACUGCGGCGACGGCAUCGUGCAGCGUUCCAGCGGAGAGGAAUGUGACGACAGAAACAAAGUCGUCACUGACGGCUGCGUCAAGUGCAAACGUGCCUUCUGUGGCGAUGGAUACCGCCAUGAUGGCGCUGAGGAGUGUGACGGUAAAGACUUUGGCUACCAGACGUGUCAUUCCUAUCUGCCAGGGUCAUACGGUCACCUCAAGUGCACUCCGUACUGCGCCAUCGAUUCCACCAGCUGCAAGUACUUCACUUGAGCGGACAUUGAACCCGGAAUCCUUUGCUGGGGGAAACAAACUGGGAAUAUUUUUCACGCCAAAACUAAAAGAAGCAAAAGCAGCGGAUGAAUUUAGAUCAUCGCUGUGGUGUACAUAAGAAGAAACCCCUCGGAGCGUUGCUGCUACACGACGGCGGCGGUGGCGGGGGUUGGGUGCGGGGAGGGAGGGGGGGACUUUUUUCAACCCACACAUCAGAAACACAAGGACAGCUGCGCUCCGUCUUAAGCGGCCGGAUUUAAGCUCGGCCUUCCUCAUCAUGCCUGAAUGGACCCCGAGUCUAAGUCUCUCUGGGUGCAACGGAUGUCAGUCAUGCUGACAUUGAAUGAAGUUGGAAGAUUAGAAGAAAAUACUACUACUAAAAAAAAAAAAAAAAAAAGCGUAGAUACUGUAGGGUAACGUGAGCUGGACCGUGUCCUCGGGUUUGAUGGCGUCUGCAUGAGGCAUGUAUCACUUUACCUCUUAUUAUCCACCACAAGCGUCAACAAAAGCAGGGAUCUUAUCUUAUCUUAUCUUAUCCAGCCAGUGUGGUGCUUCUCUACUUGACGCACACAUUUGGACAAAACGUCACAUAUCCACAAGAACAACUCUCAGGAACGCAACGCAAAGCAUCCCCCCCCUUUACCCAAAAUGCACCCCCUUUUUUCCGUGUUGCUUGAAUGGAAAAAAAAAACCACACACUACUCCUUUCUCAUAUGUGAAGGCUUGAAACUGUUAUGUCCUUAAAGCUCUCAGUGAAGCUAAGGCCAGGCUGCUAAAUAAAUAGGCAAUGAAACUGUUCCGUACUCCUUACUGUAUUUACUCCUGUUACCUCGUCAUCCAGUCUGUUGUGUCUUACAGUAAGCAACUUAAAGAGAGCGUAGAUCCGAGACAAUUAACUCCACAUAAGCUACAGUUCAGCCAAAAAUGGAGACGCCUCUCCUGUCUGUGUGUAAAAUGUACAAACAUCAAGACUGUUAGAAAAUCUCAUAUCAGCAUGCUUGUGCUAAUGUGCUGUUAAAAAUAAUAAUAAUAAUAACUCAUUGUCAUCAGCAGGUGUCUUAAAAAAAACGUGUGUAGUGGUGUGAUAAUGUGGUAAAUAAAAAACACUAUUUGUGUUCCUUCCACUCCGUGAUGUAUCCCAUUUACUGUAUGUCGGAAACAUAACGUGCAUGUCGGCUGUGUAAAAAGUAUGAACUGUCACUCUGUCGUAACUCUGAUAUGAUUUAUACUUAUCGUCAAGAAAUUCAAUAAAAGAC
Messenger RNA from Doryrhamphus excisus (bluestripe pipefish), 2862 nucleotides. It is a transcript of the gene colq, whose product is annotated as collagen-like tail subunit (single strand of homotrimer) of asymmetric acetylcholinesterase. Gene Ontology annotation, biological process: extracellular matrix organization. Lineage: Eukaryota; Metazoa; Chordata; Actinopteri; Syngnathiformes; Syngnathidae. Gene Ontology annotation, molecular function: extracellular matrix structural constituent conferring tensile strength. The record is from RefSeq and is a predicted model, not a curated record.